GGCUUCUCCCCUUUCAAAAGCUGACCAAACGAUAACGACAUCGUAUGCAUACCUGGGCAUUAUCAACGUCGAGAACUUCGAAAAGUCGUGAAUAGCGAAAGACGUGCCAUUGGGCUCCCAAGAUACCGUCUCUUCAAACGGUCCACCAACGUUGUUUGUGUCUGAGCAUGCCUGACCUAGCAUUUUAUACAACUGAAGUGGAAAUGAUACGUUCUUGUCGUCAUCCUCACCCUGGGGAGAAACACCACGGACCAUGCUGUUUCGUAGCUUCCACGGCAUGGGUGCAGAGCUACUGGGUUCCAAUAGAGGUAGCUCCAGAGAGUGAAUUGUCAGGGGGCAGGGCAUGUUAGCAAUCAUGGUGGGGAUUUGGGAUUUGAUGAGAAGAAGCAGCUCGAGCUUAUCCAUGCGAUUAGCGACGCUUAGUUUGAAAUGUGGGAGCCGGUGUUUCUUGGUGGUUCACAAGCUGAAAGAGAGAGCGUACUACCAGUAGCUUUCGACGGCCGGAAGAAAAAGAUUCAUUCGCAAGAUCGGCAGAUCGGCUGCUCCACUUCUUCCAAAAAUGACUGCGAAGUUAGCAUUAUUUUACUAAACAAAAAAGAACUUAUGGAGAAUUCUGGCAACUGAGUUACCCUUUCAGUCAUUUUUCUGUAAUUGGGAUAUAUGACCUGCCAUCUGAGAAAUGUCUUCAAAGGCAAGCAUGGGUUAGAAUAGAUUGGCUGAUGCGUGGUUGAAUUGCCUUUUCAGCCAUUCAGGGUUCUUUCGGUCGAAUUAUUUGGUUCUUGGGGCAAAGUGCCGAAGGAGAAAGGAUGGUCAUUCCAAAAAAUCCAAAAAUCAUCCUGUCCUCCAUCCCAUAAGCUGUCCCAUGUUACCAUGUUACUAGGUACCAUACUCAGAAACUUUUACACGUGUAGUCUAGCUCCACUUACCGGGAGGUUUGGAGGUUCACGGGGUGGAGCAGCUUGGAAGAGCAGCUGGAAGGUGCGGAAUGCGGUGACAGGUUAGAGCUGUUGAAGAUAUCUACAGGGGUGGUACCUGUAGCGGUAUGCAUAGAUCUAGCUAGCUAUGUAGCUAGAGCCUAGCUAGCACGGAAGGACUGAACAAGUAAGUGUUUGAGUCAAGUCGAGUCUCCGUGGAGACGUUUGAAUCAAUCAUUCGAUUGAAGAUUCGAUAGAAAUUCAUUCCACAAGGCCCACGGUAAUUGAAUGCCAUUGAAGGACGAAAGAGAAAGGUCUCAAAUUUUCUGGUCAGUCUUUGAGCAAGCAGUCUUGCUGGCCUCAAAACUUUGCUCUUUUGUGUCUUCAAGGUUGGGGCUAUUAUUGUCUUGGCCUUACUGGCUUGCAAACAGAGCUCUUUUUGUGUCUGGAAAUGCGAUUAGGGUUGGCGUUUUCGAGGUCGACUCGCUUGCACCAAAGCGACCCUCGCAGAAACCGCUUUGGCGACGAGGUCGAGAGCGACGGACUGCAUUCUGUUGGUUGGUUGCUUCUUGUUUGUUGAGGCAAUCUCCGUUGUGUGCGAUCGCAGGAAACAAGCAAGGAGGCGUUGAUUGAUUGAAAUAGUGAGAGGGACAGUGGCUUGUUUUGUUGUUGAGCAACGAACGAGAAAGAAGACGACGUUGACCCAAGUUGUUGUCUUGGCCGUGACAGUCAGUAAUCCACAACCAUGGGUCAGACAGCAUCGCGUGAAAAGUUCCGAGAGUCCGUCAAGGCGUUGAUCGAACUGGAUGUGUCUAGCGAUGAUGCGGAAUUCUGGGACGAGCUGUGGAAAAUUCCAUCGUCGGCUCAAGAGGUCUUUGAAUUGAUUCCUCCCGAAGCAGCGCGGCGACUGAGAGAUGAUCGGUUUGAGAAUUUAGCCACCUUAUUCACACAGGCAACUGCACAGCUGUGUCAGAUUGUAGAGACGCCCUACAACAUCUACUUUGAUCAAGCGUUGAAUUGCGUCCGUGUCUUGACUAGAAUUCUGCCCUUUUUGCUGGAAAAAGGUGAUUUGGGUGAUGCGGACGAAUUUGUGGAGCAGCUAUGCUGGGGAACAGGUGCCUCGCCAAUCCCAGGAGAUGAAAAGAUUGGCUUGAUGGUCGGAGGAGCCAAGGAGGAUGAAAUGUCCACACAGUCAGCUGCCAAAGACAAGGCCAACAAACCUGAAGAUGAACAAGAGCCGUUGGCGCUGUUGGUCGUUCACGCAGCAAUGCACAUGCUGUUUUUACCUCAAUUCACCUGCGAUUUCUACGAAGAUGCCGACAAGGGAGGCAAACGAGGCAAUAACCGCCGCGAACACAACACCAAGGAGGACCGGGAGAUGAGAGCAGAAGCUGGGUUGAGGGAAAAGAAGGUCGAGUGGGGAGUCCCGAUUCUGCCUCGACCAACUAGCAUUUGCUGGUCGCCCGGUGCAGGGGUCAGUGCAUCUGAACUUGGCUUUGAUGCUGCUACGCGAAAGUACGACAAAAACCGCAUUGAAGUGCUGCGAUUGAUGCUAGCAGCAUGCUGCGAUCCCCUCUUCUCGCCAGCCGAUGAAUACAAUCCACUUGCCAGUCGAUGGCUGGCGGUCGCCACCGCUGCGGAUGCUCCCAACGCAAUCUGCCUUUUCUACAGUUUGCUCAACACAAUUCUAUCCUACGACCCACGAGGCGUUGCAACGAUGUCUGGCUUUUCGGAAGGCCACCACGUCAAACUGGUAGAGCUAUCAGUCCAAGUGCUGUGCGUACUCUUGGACUGCGGAUUGCCUGGCAGCCCCGAGCCAGUUCUGGAUCACAAUGCCGUUCCUGUCGUAGAAUUCGACAUGGCUAGCAAAGGGGGAUUCAACAUUAUGCGAACGCUUUUGGCACGCAUGAACUCAUCGAAGGAACUCACAUUUGUCUUUGACGGAUUUGCGCGCCUUUUGCGAAACGUCUACGAAAGUGAGAACAACUAUCUGCCGCAUGCGGCUCCUGACUUGGAAUGUUUCCAAGAGCUGCUGGUGUUGCUGUGGAAAUUCUUGGAGGAGAAUCCAUUGUUCAUGAAUCACGUACUGACAAAGUGCAACGUGAACAAGCUCAUUGUCCCCAUUUGCUUCCUCAUGUACAAGAGUCGCAGAGAUCCUGCGCAGAUUGGAUUGGUGCACAUUUGCACGUUCGUGUUGCUCAAACUCAGCGGAGAGCGCAGCUUUGGCGUUUCGCUCAACAAACCGUUCCAACAGAAACUUCCAACCGAUCUCCCACUGUUCUCCGGUUGUCAUGCCGACUUGUUGACCAUCACCCUUCACAAACUCAUUGUCAACGGUGCAUACAAGUUGGUACCACUUUAUUCCUGUUUCUUGACAAUCAUGUGCAACGUCAGUCCGUACUGGCGUAGCAUGAGUCUCGUGGCGGCUGUCAAGCUUGUCAAUCUGUUCGAGCUGUUCAGCAGCCCCAAAUUUUUGUACAGCGGUGAAUACGCCCAUCGACACUUGGCAUUGCUGUUGGAAGUCUUCAACAACAUCUUGCAAUACCAGUACCACGGCAACGCCCACUUGGUGUACGCCAUUGUCCGACGAAAGGAUUCAUUCGGCAACCUUGCGUCACUCACAUUGCAAAAGGCGCAAUCGCAAUGCCACAAGAUCUACGGAGACCACACAACAGUUGCUGGCAACCGCGACAAGAUGACAUUGAGCCAAAAGGGCAUCCCGAAUAUUGACGGUGGCGAAACCACAAGCGCACACAGCAGUGUUACCGGAACACCAUUCCAGCCCACAGAAGCUUGGCUGACCGAACUCAAGGAGAGUCUUCCAAUGGAAACUGUAACGCGCCUCUUGCAGCAUCUUGUCCCAGUUGUGGACGAGAUUGUGUUGAAGAAGCAAGGCGUCGUUGACGAGGCUGAGAUUCUGGCCGUUCUCAAUGAAAUCACAAUGGUAGGGUUGCUGCCAGUUCCCCACGCCAUUGUCAUUCGCAAAUAUCAACCGAACCAAUACACAGCUCUUUGGUUUACUGCGUUCAUGUGGGGUGUCAUCUUUCUGCGGAACCAGAAUCUUCCGCUGUUCGAUGGCGGCUGCAUCGAACUGUUCCAAGUAUCAGUACAGGAAGAUGACGAUUAGACCAACCAACUGUGUUUUUCGGUUCCGCGCUCCCGUUUGAGUUGCAGAGCGGAACAUGCUUCCAUAGAUUGUAAAUGUCCCGUGCAGGCACAGUAAAAAGCGUCGUCAGUGUACGAAAGAAUCAUCCUCAGCCUACUAACUACUACGUAAACGAAUAUUAUAAUAAACCACACGUUUCUUUCCUCGCUC
Seminavis robusta is the source of this 4230-nucleotide messenger RNA. NCBI's taxonomy places the organism in Eukaryota, Bacillariophyta, Bacillariophyceae, Naviculales, Naviculaceae. The record is from the annotation of a GenBank genome assembly.